This is a messenger RNA of Paramormyrops kingsleyae, 3149 nucleotides long. The record is from RefSeq and is a predicted model, not a curated record. Lineage: Eukaryota; Metazoa; Chordata; Actinopteri; Osteoglossiformes; Mormyridae.
AUCCGGACGGCCCUGGCCAACAUGGACCGGGAGGCAAGGGAGCACUAUGCUGUCGUCAUCCAGGCCAAGGACAUGGCGGGACAGGUUGGGGGACUGUCUGGGUCUACUACCGUCAACAUCACGCUCACAGACGUCAACGACAAUCCGCCCAGGUUCCCUCAAAAAAACUACCAGCUGUACGUGCCUGAAUCGGCCCAGGUGGGGAGGCCCGUGGGGAAGAUCAAAGCCAGCGACGAGGACCUGGGCAUCAACGCGGAGAUCAAGUACAGCAUCAUCAAUGCAGACGGGGCCUCCGUCUUCUCCGUCUCCACAGACAGAGACACUCGAGAGGGCAUCAUCUCGCUGAAGAAGCCUCUUAACUAUGAAAAGAAGAAAAUGUACACGCUGCACCUAGAGGGCGCCAACACACACCUGGACCCCCGAUUUUCGUACCUGGGGCCCUUCAUGGACACAGCGACGCUGAAGAUCACCGUGGGAGAUGUGGAUNAGCCACCGGUCUUCUCUUUAGAUCAUUACAUCAUGGACGUGUACGAGAAUGCCCCCGCAGGGACCGAGGUGGGCGCAGUCAUGGCCCGGGACCCAGACAGCACCGGCAGCGCUAUCAGGUAUUUUAUUGACCGUGACCGGCGUGGUCAUGAAUACUUCAACAUUGACGCCCACAGUGGGGUCAUAAAAACCACACAGAGCCUGGACCGCGAAGAGAUAGCCUGGCAUAACAUCACUGUCAUGGCCUCGGAGGUUGAUAACCCCAGCCUUGUCAGUCACGUUCCCAUCAUGGUGCAGGUGCUAGAUGUCAACGACAAUCCACCGGAGGUCGCCACAGACAGCGAGGUCAUCGUGUGCGAGAGCUCCCGGCCUGGUCAGGUGAUCCAGACCAUUGGUGCUGUGGACAAGGACGACUUUGCCAACGGAUUCCGGUUCUUCUUCUCGUUGCCAUCAAACUUGCCCAUCAAUCCCAACUUCACACUCAGAGACAAUGAAGACAACACAGCAAGCAUUGUGGCACGGCGCCGACGGUUCAGCCGCACGAGCCAGGAGUUGUACCGUCUGGCGGUGGUGGUGCGGGACAGCGGUGAGCCGGCGCUGAGCAGCACGGGGACGCUGACACUGCGCGUGUGUGCCUGCGGGGGCACUAGCGGGUCGGCGCGGACCUGCCAGACUGGGGCCUUCCUGUCAUCAGCCGGCCUCAGCACCGGGGCGCUCAUCGCCAUCCUGCUCUGCGUCGCCAUCCUGCUGGCCAUCGUUGUGCUCUUCACAGCGCUCCGCAAGGGCAAGAAGGAACCGCUGAUUGUCUCGGAGGAGGACGUGCGGGAAAACGUGGUGACGUAUGACGACGAGGGCGGUGGCGAGGAGGACACAGAGGCCUUCGACAUCCUGGCCCUGCGGAACCCGGCCGGCGCCGAGGAACUCAAGAUCCGCAGGGACGUGCAGCCCGAGCGGGUAUGGCGGGCGGUGGCGCGGGGGUCCCCCAGUCCCCCCGGCCGCGUGGCAGACACAGUGGAUGUGUGCGCCAUCCUCUCCCGCCGCCUGGAGGAGGCUGAUAACGACACCAGCGUACCGCCAUACGACUCCCUGCAGACGUACGCCUACGAGGGCCAGGGCUCGCCCUCCGAAUCCAUCAGCUCGCUGGGCUCGCUGGCCCCGCCCUCGGACCUGGAUUAUAGCCACCUGGACCAAUGGGGACCCGAGUUUCAGAAACUGGCGGAACUGUAUGGAGAAGACCAGCUGGAUGGCGCCCCCUAGCGUGCGUCGCUGUACGAGCACCCCCACCCCCCACCGCUGUUUAAAAUAAAGAGAGAGCCUUUGCACCACUGGCCGCCAUGCCCAUUUACUGUAAAAACAACAAACUGUCCUUUUUUUUCCAACUGGGGUUAGAGGAGUGGGUUCAGAUUUUCAAACAGGAAUGAGAAAAAUAAUUGCGAUUCUGGGAAAAAAAAAGAUAUUUUCCGUGGUGUAUAUUUUUUAUUGGUCAAUAAAGUCUGUAAAUUCCAUAGAACUGGUGAAAUGUGAUGCAAGGAGUAAAUAAUGGACCCCCCCACCCCACCCCCUUUGUGAGCUGGUGAUAAGUGAUAGAUAGUAAGAGAAUGAAGGUUAGGGAAUGAAACGGCGAUGAUGGGAAUAAGGAAAUUUGUUCCACGUUGCGUAAAAAAGAUCACAUUCAGAUUUCAGUGACGAAUUAACUGGAUUUAUGUUGUCCUGAUGCUGUCCUGUAGGCACAUAUACUAGGGGUGGAUUGAGCAAGCAGAAUUCUCCGUGUGUGUAGUGAGAAUAUUCUGACUACAGCCACUAGGGGUCACAGUGGUUAAAGAGUCUGAUUGAUUAGUGCAAUGGGUUCGACUUGAGGGUAGUCUGUGACUAUCUGAAGGGAAACUGGAAUCUGGUGGAGAUGGUGGUGAUGAUGAUGAUGAUGAUGAUGAUGAUGAUGAUGAUGAUUAUUGUUGUUUGUCAGUGGCUUUGCUGUCCUGAUCAGUUAAUUACGUCCCCAGUUCACAACCCAAGAAGCACUGAUAUCCGUGACUGUGUGGUAAGUUUGUUUGGUGGAGCUGAGAACAGAAUCGAUUUCCGGAUAAUUAAGCAACUCGCUGAAACGUGUCGGGGAUGCUAGUCUCUUUUUUUUUUAUUCAUUCUCUCAUCCCCUUCUGAUUAAUUCACAUACCUGCCUUUUUAUGCAGAUCUUUUCCCGGGGAUGAAACUCACAGAAAGAAGUGUGACCCCCCCCUCCCAAGACACCAGCAGUGAGUUAUAACUUUCACUAUCUGUCCAUCCACCUCCUCUGUAACCACUGCAGAUCUCCAAACAGGGGACCAGGACUUUUCCAGCUACCAUUCGGCAUUAAUUUUGUUAUUUUGUUUUGGUUUUUUUUGGGUGGUGUUGUUCAGUUAUUUAUACACACACCCUUUCCCCAUGUGCUUGAUGCCUGAAUAUUCUGCAUGAAUUAUUAUUCAGCCUGUCAGUCUAGAGCUGGAAGAGUGAGAUGAGACAUUUCUGUGUGUGUGUGUGUGGGGGGGGGGGUUAGGUUUCUAUUACAUAGUAGGGACCAAAUGGCCCCUACAUUGUAAUAAAAACCUGUUUUUUGGCAAUGUGGGGACCAUUUUUCAGGUCCACGCAAAGAUCUGCGAAUCCAUUCCAAAAAGUAAAAAUUUUGUUUG